Messenger RNA from Hydractinia symbiolongicarpus, 490 nucleotides. RefSeq lists its product as uncharacterized. The transcript has 3 exons. NCBI's taxonomy places the organism in Eukaryota, Metazoa, Cnidaria, Hydrozoa, Anthoathecata, Hydractiniidae. Bases 137 to 418 code for a protein of 93 amino acids. The record is from RefSeq and is a predicted model, not a curated record.
AUAAAUUAUAUUCAUGAUAAAGUUCUUUUAUCCAAAUGUCGGAACAGUGGUUUUUUACUUGCAGUAACGCAGUGAGAAACUGAAUCAAGAGACGCGUUUGACAAAGACGACCUGUAGGAAACGCAAAGGUUUUAAAAUGAUAAGAUCAGUGUUAUUUGUGAUAACUUUGAUGUGCAUGUGUGAUGUUGCCUUCGGGCAUACCAGGUACAAAUGGAUGCGCGGGUAUAAAAUUGGAUAUGGUUGUCAUUACAAAAAAUGUUGGAGUUACUGCGGAUUGUCUUGGACUAGCUCUUCAUGGUGCUAUAUUAAGCCAAACAAACGAGCAAAUCAUCGAGUGAGUUGCAGAUACAGCAGUGAUUGUGGAAAAUACAUGAAGUACAAUAAUCCGCAAUGCGCUUCAACCUGUUUCUUGUUCUGAAAAAUUAAAAAAACAGCUCGUGAAAGUUAGUUUUGAUCACUUUGUACUUUCAGAAGAAAAUAAUUAAUUGAA